GCGAAUCUCAGUGUCCAGUUCCUUUCCUCCCCAGAGACACCUCCAACCAUCCAUCAACCCAUGGCGACCACCCUCGGCAAGGUGAUGGAGGAGGAGGCGGCAGCGAUCCAGCCGAAGCAGGGAAGCGGCAAGGUCUUCUCCGUGUCCAGGCUGCUGACGAGGGACAGCUCAGCAGGCGCCGCGCCGUCCUUCAGGGUCUACUACGGCGUGGCCUCCGCUGGGGCCGUGCCGUUCCUGUGGGAGUCGCAGCCGGGCACGCCCAAGAACGACGCCGCCUCCGACGCCACGAUGCCGCCCCUCACGCCACCGCCGUCCUACUACGCGGCCGCCAAGGAGGACCCCCGCAGCCGCAAGGCCGGCGGUGGUGGAGGAAAGAAGGUGGGCAUCCUAGGGUACAUCCUGCCGAGGUUCGCCAUGGCGAGGCGCCGGACCAGGCCGUCUGGGUCCCCCACGUCGUCGUUUUCGUCCGUGUCGUCCUCGUCCUCGUCGUCAGCGUCGACCACGUUCUCGUCCUUCCGCGGCGCGCAGUCGCCAGCGUGCUCGUCGAUGCGUAGCGGCGGGAGCAGCAGGAUGCGCGCGCCUUCGUCGUGCUCGUCGAUGCGCGGCGGCCGCGGCUACGGCAGCAGCAGGAUGCACUCGUCCUCGGCGUCGUCGUUCUCGGACGAGGAUGACACGGCGGCGGCGGCGUUGGCGUGCUUCGGGGUGCGUGGCGAGAGCUUCCGGGCGCUCAAGGCCUGCCGCGUCGCCAUGACGGUGAGGAGCGCGCUGGGGUCCGUCGGUGGCGGCCAUGGCACCGCUCCGGUGCAGGCACAGAGUGUCAAAGCUAAUUAAACUCGCACUGCAAGAUGUCUGGUGUUAUCUGUUUCUAAGUGUGUUUCGGUUGAGCUUGUAAUACUACCAGUGUAUAUGGAAAUAAUCAAUGAGCAUGGCUAUACUGUACGCGUUUUCAGAA
Lolium rigidum is the source of this 952-nucleotide messenger RNA. Its product is annotated as YLP motif-containing protein 1-like. NCBI's taxonomy places the organism in Eukaryota, Viridiplantae, Streptophyta, Magnoliopsida, Poales, Poaceae. The record is from RefSeq and is a predicted model, not a curated record. The transcript has a single exon. The coding region runs from base 61 to 831 and encodes 256 amino acids.